AUGGCAGAUCCAUUGUCCCCUUACCCGUUUCCGAGCAAUGUUCAUGUCCUGAGCUCAGUGACGCUCAAGCUCUCCGAUAGCAACUACUUGCUUUGGAAGACGCAGUUCGAGUCCCUCCUGUCCAGCCAGAAGCUUGUCGGCUUCGUCAAUGGUUCGAUUGCUGCUCCUCCGACCACUCAUACGGUCGUCGUUGGUGGUGUCCCCACACUGGAGCCAAACCCGAUGUUGACGCGUGGUUCUGUACUGACCAGUUGGUCAGAUCUUGGUUAUUUGGUACCUUGUCUGAGGAAGUCCUCGGCGUGGUUCACAAUCUCGCGACGUCCCGUGAGAGAACUGAAAUCAAUCUGUGAUGCUUUAGCAGCUAUUGGGAAACCAGUUGAAGAGGAAUUGAAGAUAUUUGGAUUUCUCAAUGGCCUUGGCAAGGAAUACGAUCCAGUUUCCUCUGGUAUACAAAGGGAUCUCUCCAAGCCAAAUCCACCAUCCUACAACGAUGUGGUUACGGAGAUUCAAGCUUAUGACAUCAAACUUCAGGCGUAUGCAGCAGCUGAAGCAAGCAACACACAUCUUGCCUUCAACACCGAGCAGCCACAGUACAAUGGGAGUUAUAAGCAAGGCCCUCAGAACAACAAUCAAAAUUACAGAGGUGGCAGAGGUCGUUAUGGUCAGCGUGGUGGCAGAGGUGGCUAUACGUCCCGUGGUCGUGGAUUCUCUCAACAUCAGACGAACCCCAAUCCAUCUGGAGAACGCCCUGUGUGUCAAAUCUGUGGCAGGACUGGACACACAGCUGCAAAGUGUUACAACCGCUUUGACAAUAACUACCAGGGUCAAGAUCCAGCUCAGGUGUUCUCCACUCUCCAGUCGUCUGAUGUCACAGGGAAGGAGUGGUAUCCGGACUCCGAUGCAUCCACACAUGUCACCGCUUCCCAAGAGAAUCUUCAGACAUCUACCCCUUACGAAGGUAAUGAUACGAUUAUGGUUGCGGAUGGAGCCUUCCUCCCAAUCACUCAUGUUGGUUCCACCAACAUAACCUCUGCUACAGGUAACUUGCCUCUCAAAGAUGUCUUGGUUUGCCCUGAGAUACGAAAGUCACUUCUCUCUCAAAGGGAACCUCGAGUUAAAGGUCUCUACACGUUGGAGAAUCAGAGAUUGGAGGUUCUCUACUCGAAUAGGCAGUGUGCAGCAACUGAGGAUAUGUGGCAUCAUCGUUUGGGACACUCCAAUAUCAAAGUUCUCCAGCAGUUACAAAGCAGCAAGGAGAUUAGUAUCAAUAAGAGCAGAACUAAACUCAUUUGUGAGCCUUGCCAAAUGGGGAAAUGUAGUCGUUUGCAAUUUUUUCCUUCUUUGUCUUCUCGUGUAUUAGGUCCCUUAGACAAAGUUCACUGUGAUCUUUGGGGUCCUUCUCCGAUUGUAUCAAACCUGGAGUUUAAAUACUAUGCAGUUUUCAUUGAUGACUUCUCAAGAUUCUCUUGGUUCUAUCCAUUAAGAGCCAAAUCAGAAUUCUUCUCUGUGUUUACUGCAUUUCAGAAGCUUGUUGAAAAUCAGUUUGGUACUAAGAUAAAGGUGUUUCAAAGUGAUGGAGGAGGCGAGUUUGUAAACAAAGAGUUGAAACAACAUCUGUUAAACUGUGGCAUUAGCCAUCUUCUCUCAUGUCCAUACACACCACAGCAGAAUGGCUUGGCAGAGAGAAAGCAUAGACAUGUUGUCGAACUGGGUCUAUCAAUGUUGUUUCACAGCAAUACACCACUAAGCUAUUGA
This is a messenger RNA of Microthlaspi erraticum, 1755 nucleotides long. The record is from the annotation of a GenBank genome assembly. Lineage: Eukaryota; Viridiplantae; Streptophyta; Magnoliopsida; Brassicales; Brassicaceae.